Messenger RNA from Caenorhabditis angaria, 1308 nucleotides. The record is from the annotation of a GenBank genome assembly. Lineage: Eukaryota; Metazoa; Nematoda; Chromadorea; Rhabditida; Rhabditidae.
AUGAACGACGACGAGCGGACAACAAUAACGACGAAAAAUUCAAAACUGCUGUCCGCCUUUCUUCUUCUUCUCCUUCUUUUUUCUACCACCACAACAACAACUGCUACAGUAACCACUAUGAAUAUGAAUCUUGAAAAACAGAAAUUAUUGAAACAAUUUGGUUUGGAAGGUGUUCCUUUACAAUCUGGACCAAAUGUUGAUAUACCGAAACAUGUUUGGGAUCUUUAUCACGAUUCGGAUUAUGAAGCUGAUUGGGUUCGACAUUAUUAUCCUAGAGAUAUUAUGGAGACUCAUAAAGGUUUUAUGUUAUCAUAUAAUUUAUCGGUUGCUGCAAGAGCUGAGCAAGUGAUUCGAGCCGAAUUAAAACUUCGAUUACACCCGAAUUCCACUAAUGUAAAAGUUUAUUAUCUUGAUGACGUUGAGGUUAGUUGACUAUUCUUAUGGUUUCUUCUCAAUUCAUUUUAUUUUUUAGACCCUUCAACUCAUCGAAAAUCGCUCAUCAAUAUUAUCCGAAGAUCAUUGGGUUGACUUUGAUGUGACUGCUGCUGCGAUCAAUCACAACAAUACCAUCAGAUUUUACAUCGAAGGUGCUGAACUUGAUCAAAUUGCAAGCACUUCAACAAUCAGUCAACUACAAUAUGCAAAAGCGCAAAGUGCUCCACUUAUUGUAUUUUCGGAUGAAAAAUGGAGGAGGAGAAGAAGGAGAAGAAGUGCGGAUACACCCAACGAACGAAAAAAUCGAAAGAAGGUGAGAUCGAUUUUAUAGAUUUCUUGAUUCAUAAGAUAUUUAGGGCAAAAAACAUCAUGUUUACGAUCAAUCCACAUCAAACAAUCUGUGUCGAAAGACCGAACUUUAUGUGGAUUUUGACGAGUUGGGAUGGCAGGAUUGGAUUAUGGCGCCGAGUGAGUUUUUUUUGUUUGGAAAAAUGCAAACGGGAUGUUUUUUUUUCAGAAGGCUAUGAUGCUUUCCAGUGUCAAGGAUCGUGUCCCAGUGUGAUGCCGGCAAGUUUGAAUGCGUCGAACCAUGCGAUUAUUCAAGCCUUGUUGCAUUCAUUGAACCCCGAGGAGGUGAGAUUUAUAAGUUAUUAUUUUUGCUACUAUUUUUUUUUUUUAAUUUCAGGUCCCACCUCCUUGUUGUGUUCCAACAGAAACGAGUCCUCUUUCGAUACUCUACAUGGAUACAGAUAAUGUGUAAGUUCUUUUAAAACUUCAUUUUUCAUCCUUUCAACUCUUACCCCAACAAUUUUUUUCAGAAUAGUGAUAAAAGAAUAUGCCGAUAUGCGGGUUGAAUCGUGCGGGUGCCGAUGA